AUGAAGGCUGUUUCGCUAUUCAUUGCCGCUAGCCUGUCCGGCAUCAGCUACUGCCAGCCGGCCAAACAACAGAAUUCGACCAUCUACAAUCCGAUCCUUCCUGGCUUUCACCCUGAUCCAUCAUGCGUCUUUGUCAAGGAGUGGGACAAUACUUUCUUCUGUGCGACAUCGACUUUUCUCGCUUUCCCUGGUAUUCCCAUCUACGCGAGCAAGGAUCUUCAAAACUUUAGACUUAUUGGACAUGCCUUCAACAGACCUGAGCAACUUCCUGCUUUUGGUAAUAUCACUGGACAGCAGCAAGGUUGGUAUGCGCCGACUCUGAGAUACCAUAAUAAUCGGUUCUGGAUCAUUAAUUCUUGUGUUGGUGCUGCGACUGGUUACUGGAGUACUCCUGAUCCUUACAACAAUUCUGCUUGGACGAAUGUAACUCCUACUGACAUCCCUGGAUAUGACCCCGACCUCUUUUGGGACACCGAUGGCACAAUCUACUCUGCCUUUGCAAAGACAGUACUGAGCGAUCCCUUUACUACGGAGAUUCAUCAGGUAAAUAUCAGCAUGCCUUCCGGGAACACAACUACGGAUCGCUUCUUGUGGAAUGGUACCGGUGUACAGCCUCCCGAGGGCCCACAUAUGAUGAUCAAGGACGGCUAUCACUACCUUCUCCUGGCCGAGGGCGGCACCGCGCAGGCCCAUCAAGUGACCAUAGGCCGCGGAAAGUCUGCUCAAGGGCCGUUUGAAUCAGACCCGGCAAAUCCAAUCCUGACAGCAUAUAACACAAGUGAGUAUUUUCAGACUGUUGGUCAUGCAGACCUUUUCCAAGACUCUGUUGGAAACUGGUGGGGCGUUGCACUGUCUACUCGUUCUGGUCCAGUGUAUGAGACUUGGCCAAUGGGCAGAGAGACUGUCUUGUACCCUGCCAAAUGGGAGAAGGGUCAGUGGCCUGUCCUAGGAGGCCCGAUCAGGGGCAAGAUGGAAGCACCUUUACCGCCUGUCAACAAGAACAUCCGCGGCACUGGCGCAUUCGUGAAGGACCCUGAUAACUACAACUUUUCUCCUGGCUCAUCUAUCCCAUCUCACUUCUCCUACUGGCGCUUCCCUCAGACCCAGAACUAUGCUGUCUCUCCUAAAGGCCAUGCGAACACUUUGAGGUUGCUUCCCUCCCGCGCCAACUUGACUGGCGAUGCUGCCUUUGUCCCCACCGACGGCAUUACUUUCAUCGGUCGCCGACAAACCGACACUCUCUUCACCUACAGUGUAGAUGUCGAUUACUCACCAUCACAAAUCGGAGAAGAGUCGGGUGUUACGCUAUUCCUCACACAAACCUACCACGUCGACCUCGGUAUCGUGCGACUCAACAAGACUGGCAAUUGCCUCCGCUUCCGCGCCGAGGGUCCCAACGCGCCAAAAGAGACUGUAGUCGCCAUUCCCCAGAAGUGGUGUGAUCAAGGCAUGCAGCUGCAGAUUCAAGCUUACAAUGUCACACACUUUUCCUUCUCUGCUGGACCGAAGGAUGGGCAAAUCAAACAGAUUGCUACUGUUCCUGCUACUAUUGUGUCGAACGGAUUUACUGGUUCUUUCGUUGGUGUUUAUGCGACUAACAAUGGCAAUGCUAAGGGGAAGACUCCCUCGUAUAUCAGUAAUUGGGUCUACCAAGGUCAGGGACAGUACAUCGGUAACGGAGAGUUCUACCCGAGCAACGGUCAGAAGUCAGGAGCGGGAUUUUAA
Messenger RNA from Aureobasidium uvarum, 1725 nucleotides. Lineage: Eukaryota; Fungi; Ascomycota; Dothideomycetes; Dothideales; Saccotheciaceae. The record is from the annotation of a GenBank genome assembly.